Messenger RNA from Physeter macrocephalus (sperm whale), 6059 nucleotides. RefSeq names its product BRD4 interacting chromatin remodeling complex associated protein (gene BICRA). The coding region runs from base 304 to 5142 and encodes 1612 amino acids. Gene Ontology annotation, biological process: positive regulation of DNA-templated transcription. The record is from RefSeq and is a predicted model, not a curated record. Gene Ontology annotation, cellular component: SWI/SNF complex. Lineage: Eukaryota; Metazoa; Chordata; Mammalia; Artiodactyla; Physeteridae. The transcript is spliced from 17 exons.
GUUGAGACUCAUUAUACUGAUUUCAUCACUGCUCAAAUUUUCCAACUCACAAUUUGAAAAGCGCUGAAAAUGAAAGUAGAAAUGUGAGGAACCGUAUGGGCAACUUCUACACUCCUGAGAGAGUACCGCCUCAAUUCCCCAUGUGUCCCAAGCCCAGUUCCAGAAGCGCGUUGGAGGCACUGGGGCAAUUCUGGAAGCUGGCCCCCGAAAGGACGCUCCCCACGUCCCCAGCUGGGGGCCCUGCGUAGACCUGGAGUGGACGCCCCCUCCUUCCCUUCAUGAUUCGUUUGUAGCGCAGUGGCGAUGGAUGAUGAGGAUGGGAGAUGCUUACUAGACGUGAUUUGUGACCCUCAGGCCCUCAAUGACUUCUUACAUGGAUCUGAGAAGCUUGACAGUGAUGACCUCCUGGAUAAUCCCGGGGAGGCCCAAAGUGCCUUCUAUGAAGGUCCUGGGCUCCACGUGCAAGAAGCUUCCGGCAACCACUUGAACCCAGAGCCCAGCCAGCCGGCCCCCAGCGUGGACCUCGACUUCCUGGAAGAUGAUAUCCUGGGCUCGCCGGCGGCGGGGGGCGGGGGCGGCGGGGGCGCCGACCAGCCCUGUGACAUCCUCCAGCAGAGCCUCCAGGAGGCCAACAUCACCGAGCAGACACUCGAAGCCGAGGCCGAGCUGGACCUGGGCCCCUUCCAGCUGCCCACCCUGCAGCCUGCGGAUGGCGGGGCCGGCCCAGCGGGGGCCGGAGGGGCUGCCGCCGUGGCCACGGGGCCCCAGGCCCUCUUCCCGGGUGGCGCUGACCUGCUGGGGCUGCAGGCCCCGCCCACCGUGCUGACCCACCAGGCCCUGGUGCCGCCCCAGGACGUGGUCAGCAAAGCCCUCAGUGUCCAGCCCUUCCUGCAGCCCGUGGGCCUGGGCAACGUGACCCUGCAGCCCAUCCCAGGCCUUCAGGGCCUGCCCAACGGCAGCCCCGGGGGCGCCGCGGCGGCUACUCUCGGCCUGGCUCCCAUCCAGGUGGUGGGCCAGCCCGUCAUGGCACUCAACCCGCCCACCUCCCAGCUCCUGGCCAAGCAGGUGCCCGUCAGCGGUUAUCUGGCCUCGGCAGCUGGCCCUUCAGAGCCAGUGACCCUGGCAUCGGCCGGCGUCUCGCCGCAGGGGGCUGGCCUGGUCAUCCAGAAGAACCUCCCUGCCGCCGUGGCCACCACGCUCAAUGGGAACUCGGUGUUCGGAGGGGCGGGAGCCGCCACGGUCGCGGCCAGCGGGGCGCCCUCGGGACAGCCGCUGGCGGUGGCCCCGGGCCUCGGCACGUCGCCGCUGGUUCCGGCACCCAACGUGAUCCUGCACCGCACGCCCACGCCCAUCCAGCCCAAGCCUGCCGGCGUGCUGCCCCCCAAGCUCUACCAGCUGACACCCAAGCCGUUCGCCCCCGCGGGCGCCACGCUUACCAUCCAGGGCGAGGCAGGGGGCCUCCCGCAGCAGCCCAAGGCCCCCCAGAACCUGACUUUCAUGGCGGCGGGCAAGGCCGGCCAGAACGUGGUGCUGUCGGGCUUCCCGGCGCCCGCCCUGCAGGCGAACGUCUUCAAGCAGCCUCCCGCCACCACCACGGGCGCGGCCCCGCCGCAGCCCCCCGGGGCCCUGAGCAAGCCCAUGAGCGUGCACCUCCUGAAUCAAGGCAGCAGCAUCGUCAUCCCCGCCCAGCACAUGCUGCCGGGCCAGAACCAGUUCCUGCUGCCCGGCACGUCGGCGGUCCAGCUCCCCCAGCCGCUCUCGGCCCUGCCGGCCAACGUGGGCGGGCAGAUCCUGGCGGCCGCAGCCCCCCAUGCGGGCGGACAGCUCAUCGCCAACCCCAUCCUCGCCAACCAGAACCUGGCGGGCCCGCUGAGCCUGGGCCCCGUGCUGGCCCCCCACUCCGGGGCCCACAGCGCGGCCCACAUCCUCUCGGCGGCCCCCAUCCAGGUGGGCCAGCCGGCACUCUUCCAGAUGCCCGUGUCGCUGGCCGCGGGCAGCCUGCCCACACAGAGCCAGCCGGCACCCACCGGCCCCGCCGCCACUACCGUCCUCCAGGGGGUCACUCUGCCCCCCAGCGCCGUGGCUAUGCUCCACGCCCCCGACGGUCUGGUGCAGCCUGCCGCCCCUGCCGCCGCCGCCGGGGAGGCCGCGCCUGUCCUCGCGGUGCAGGCGGCGCCCCAGGCGUCCCCCGCGGUCAGCACGCCGCUGCCUCUGGGCCUCCAGCAGCCGCAGGCACAGCAACAGCAGCAGCCCGCGCAGGGCCCCGCCCCGCAGGCCGCCCCAGCUCAGGCCUCCACCCCCCAGCCCAGCCCAGGCCUGGCGUCCAGCCCGGAGAAGAUCGUCCUGGGGCAGCCGCCCUCUGCCGCCACCACGGCCAUCCUCACUCAGGACUCCCUGCAGAUGUUCCUGCCCCAGCAGAGGAGCCGGCAGCCCCUCUCCACGGAGGGCCCCCACCUCCCCGCGCCCGCCUCGGUCAUAGUCAGCGCCCCGCCUCCCGCCCAAGACCCAGCCCUGACCACCCCCGCCGCCAAAGGAGCCGGCCCCGGCCCUCAGGCCCCCGACAGCCAGGCCUCCCCGGCGCCGGCCCCCCAGGUAGACGAACCCCAGCAGCCUCUGUCCCAGCGCAGACCAGCCCCGCCCCUCGCCCCCCUUCCCCGCUCCCUCCGCUCGCUCCCUGGCUGCCCCGCCUGCCUCUCUGUCUCGCUGGCUUGGGAAACGGUGCUCUCCUUGGCUCCCCAGAUGUUUCCUGAGGGUCUCCGGACACUGGACGGUGGGGCCGGGCCGGCGGCUGGAACGCUGCCCCCGCCUGGCCGCCUCCCUUCCCCUUGCUGCUGUGCUCGUGCGUCCCGGCCCCCGCCUACCCGCUGGGCAGCUGGUGUGGUGCCCCCGCCGCUGCCACCGCUUCCUACGCUGCUACCCCCAAAGCCUGCAGAGCUCGCCUUCAUCAUCGGGAGCAUCUUUGUCAUCCAGAACCAGCUGGGCGUCCCCCCACCUGCGAGCACGCCGGCCCCCCCUGCCCCAGGCCCACCGCAGCCCCCUCUGCGACCCCCAUCCCAGCCCUUGGAGGGGCCGCUGGCCCCAGCCUCCACCUCCUCUGUCGUGGCCUCCUCCUCCGAGACGUCCUCCAGGCUGCCAGCCCCCACGCCGCCCGACUUCCAGCUCCAGUUCCCCCCUGGCCAGGGGCCCCACAAGUCCCCCACGCCCCCUCCGACCCUCCACCUGGUCCCCGAGCCCGCAGCGCCCCCGCCCCCGCCUCCUCGGACCUUCCAGAUGGUGGCCACCCCCUUCCCGGCGCUGCCCCAGCCGAAGGCUCUUCUCGAGAGAUUUCACCAGGUGCCGUCCGGAAUCAUUCUCCAGAGCAAGGCUGUGGGCGCCCCCGCCGCCCCGCAGACCUCCGCCAGCCUGGGGCCCCUCGGCAGCCCCACCGCCUCCGGGCUGGUCAGCGGGCAGGCCCCAUGUGGGACCUCCACCGCCCCCAGCCAUGGCCCGGCCCCGGCGCCCGUGGCCACUGCAGGCCUCCCUCCUCUGCUUCCCGCCGAGAGCAAAGCCUUUGCCAGCAACCUCCCGACCCUGACUGUGGCCAAGGCCGCUGCAUCUGGGCCAGGGAAGUCCUCCGGGCUGCAGUAUGAGAGCAAGUUGAGCAGCCUGAAGAAACCACCUCCCCUUCAGCCCAGCAAAGAAGCCUGCUUUCUGGAGCAUUUGCACAAACAUCAGGGCUCCGUCCUGCACCCUGACUACAAGACGGCCUUCCCCUCCUUCGAGGACGCCCUGCAUCGCCUCCUGCCCUACCACGUCUACCAGGGUGCCCUCCCCUCCCCCAACGACUACCACAAAGUGGACGAGGAGUUUGAGACGGUCUCCACGCAGCUGCUGAAACGCACCCAGGCCAUGCUCAAUAAAUACCGCCUCCUGCUCUUGGAGGAGUCCCGGAGGGUGAGCCCCUCAGCGGAGAUGGUAAUGAUCGACCGAAUGUUCAUUCAGGAGGAAAAGACCACGCUGGCCUUGGACAAGCAGCUGGCCAAGGAGAAGCCUGAUGAGUACGUGUCUUCCUCGCGCUCUCUCGGCCUCCCCAUCGCCGCCUCUUCCGAGGGACACCGGCUCCCCAGCCACGGCCCGCCACCGUCCUCAGCGUCUGGGGCCCCGACCCAACCCCCUCUGCACCUGCCCACCAAGCUGGUGAUCCGGCACGGUGGGGCGGGCGGCUCCGCUUCCGUGAGCUGGGCCCGGGCGUCCUCCUCCUCCCUGUCCUCGUCCUCCUUGUCCUCCGCUGCCUCCUCCCUGGACGCCGACGAGGACGGCCCGAUGCCUUCCCGUAACCGCCCGCCCAUCAAGACCUAUGAGGCCCGGAGCCGCAUCGGCCUCAAGCUCAAGAUCAAACAGGAAGCCGGACUCAGCAAGGUCGUCCACAACACGGCCCUGGACCCGGUGCACCAGACCCCGCCGCCGCGCCCCGCCGCCCUCAAGGCGGCCGAGCCCCCGCCCCGGCCCCCGCCGCCGCCCCCCGCCACCGGCCACAUGAACGGCACGGUGGACCACCCGCCGCCGCCGGCCGCCGCCGACCGCAAGCCGCCGCCGCCGGCGCCCCACUGCCCGCGGCUGCCCCUGCGCAAGACCUACCGCGAGAACGUGGAGGCCCCGGGCGGCGGGGCGGCCGAGGGGGCGGCGGCGGGCAGAGCCCGGGGGGGCAGCCCGGCCCCGCUGCCCGCCAAAGUGGACGAGGCCACCAGCGGGCUCAUCCGCGAGCUGGCGGCCGUGGAGGACGAGCUGUACCAGCGCAUGCUGAAGGGCGCCGCGGCCGAGCCCGCGGGCAGCGCCGGGCAGGGCAGCGGCAGCCGGGAGCCCGGCUGGGAGGCGCCCCCGCUGCCCCCGGCCAAGCGGCGCAAGUCCGAGUCGCCCGACGUGGACCAGGCCAGCUUCUCCAGCGACAGCCCGCAGGACGACACGCUCACGGAGCACCUCCAGAGCGCCAUCGACAGCAUCCUGAACCUCCAGCAGGCCCCCGGCCGGACGCCCGCGCCCCCGUACCCACACGCCGCCCCGGCGGCCGUCACGCCCGCCUCCCCGACGCCCCUGCACAGGCCGGAGGCCUACCCGCCCUCCAGUCACAACGGCGGCCUCGGCGCCAGGACGUUGAACAGAUAACACCGGGCUGGUCUUCCCUUCCCUGGCCCCUCGCUCCGCAGGGACGCCGCGGGGAGCGGGGAGGGGGGCAGCCGGGCGUCCGACCUCAGCCUCCUGGGGAACACGAGCCGGGGACCCCUUGAGUUUUUCUUGCCUAAGUUAUUUGAGUCACAAAGGCCUCGUCCCCCGCCUCCUGCUUCAGCCGGGUUGUUGGGUGGGGGCCGUGGAUUUCGGGGAGGGGCCGUAACGUAAACUGUCCCCCUGCCAAAGGAGGGGGUAAUCCUGGUGUGUCGUUUCCUAUUGCUUCCCGUUACCUGCUCGCUCCGCCCCCGCACCGGGGGACACGUGCGCUUUUGCCAGGGAUGAGGGCUUCCUGGUCGUCCCCACUGCUCACGCGUCUCCGGGUUCCGGGCCUGUCCGUGUGGCCUCACGGACCCCUGCGUGGAGGGCGCUCAGAGCCGGCAGGGUCCUUGCGAGCUGCGCUCAGCCUCUCGCCGCCGCCCCCCACAGGCCGAGAGAGGAAACGCACGGGAGGGGCGGCGUGAGCCUGCAUGCGGGGACCCCCGGCUGGGAGCGCUGUGCCCGCGGGCAGCUGUGUCCCAUCCACGUGUGUGCGCCCCGCUCCGUGUCCUAUGUCCCUCUGUGUGCGCUCGAAUGAGAGCGAGAGAUUGCGAAGCCUCCAGUCCCUCGACCGAAAUCCGAGCACCUCCAAAACAGGAAACCGGGGUCUUCCUCCCCGCCCCCCCCCCCCCAGCCAGUCUUCCCUCUGUUCCUGCCGCCAGCCACCCACGCCAGAUUUCGAAAUCUUGGAGACAAAACUAGUACUGUAAGAUAAAUUUUUUUGUACUGUAUUUAUUGUGUAUAACGAUUUUUUUAAAGGAGAAUUCUGUACAUUUAGAACUCUUGUAAAUUAAAAAAACGAUCCUUUUUUUUAAAAC